AUGGCAAACCUGGAAUCCAGAAAGCACAUUUCCCCGGACUCGGGAUUCCCCAUCACUAUACACCCGCAUUUUCAUCCUAAAAUAAAAGAUCAUCUGCCUCUAGAGCCGGUUCGGCAACAGAUUUUCCCAGACAAAGACCGUGCCACGUUCGCGGAUCCCGAAAAGAAGGCUCUCUUCUCUGUUGCGAAGAGAACUGACCUUACCGAGUCGAUUGGCACUGUGCUUGAGGAUGUCCAGUUAUCUCAACUGACGCUGCAGCAAUUGGACGAACUUGCACUCCUUGUAACGGAGCGUGGAGUCGUCUUCUUUCGGGAACAGGAUCUAACCACAGAAGGUCAAGUGAAGCUAUUCGAGCAUUACGGUACUCUCGAUCGGCAUCCCGCGCAAAAAGAAGUCAAACAUGUGAUUAUUAGAGGAAGUCGCGAAGAUCAUCGUGAGAUACUCAAGUAUACUCCGUGGCCCUCUGCAGAUUUCCAUGCCGACACGUCCUUCGAAAUCAAUCCCCCGUCUUACUCGCUCCUUCGUAUGGAAGAACACCCCGAGGUUGGUGGUGAUACGGCUUGGGUGUCCCAGUACGGCCUGUAUGAUGAGCUCAGUGACGCUAUGAAAAGAUUCGUCGAUAAGCUUCAUGCUGUGCACACUUCAAGGCUGCAGUACGAUACCAUUCUGGACCUCUGGGGUGUUGGCCCUAACCGGCCUCCCAUCGACACACAUCAUCCAGCAGUUAGGACGCAUCCGGUCACUGGACUUAAAGCACUCAACGUCAACCCCGGCUUUGUAACAGGUUUUGCAGAGUUGAAAAAGCACGAGUCCGACAAGCUUGUAGACUUCUUUGCAUAUCACGUCCACUCCGCAGAUGACCAUGGCGUUCGCUGGAAGUGGCAAGUUGGGAGUGUUGCCAUGUGGGACAACAGGUUUGUUGUAGCAUGGAGGAGAAUGCCAGGACCCUAA
This is a messenger RNA of Colletotrichum spaethianum, 951 nucleotides long. Its product is annotated as alpha-ketoglutarate-dependent sulfonate dioxygenase. Bases 1 to 951 code for a protein of 316 amino acids. Gene Ontology annotation, molecular function: 2-oxoglutarate-dependent dioxygenase activity. NCBI's taxonomy places the organism in Eukaryota, Fungi, Ascomycota, Sordariomycetes, Glomerellales, Glomerellaceae. Gene Ontology annotation, cellular component: cytoplasm. The transcript has a single exon. The record is from RefSeq and is a predicted model, not a curated record.